CUUGUCACCGGAUCCUCUUAUUUCGCCUUAUUUUCAUCCAUAUUACAGGUCUUCGAGGUGUAUGCCGCUUACACCGCCAACGCCACCAACGCCGCUUGCCGGCGGACCCUCACCGGCGCCACGCCGGAAGGCGACCCAUAGUCUGUAUGGGAUGCAAGUGCGCGCUUUCGUGGAGGCGGCGGAGGUCGUUGACGCGGAUCCCGAAGUAAUAGAGGACAUCCUCGACGGAUUCCUAUUGGAUGAUUCGUCCGAUGAUGCGGAAGACGAGGACGCGGACGUCGACGUCGAAGGCGGACCCGGCCCGGGGACCACGGUCCGGGACGAAGAAAGCGACAUCGAGGACGACCCCGAGCAGGACGAGUUCGCUGCGUACCUUGAGGAAGCGCAAACCGCAUGGACGGCACAAGAGGUGAAGGAGAUGAAGUAUCUCCUAAAAGAACAUGGCAUGGCCGCUUUUGUAAACGAGUAUGUGAUCCAGCGGACGAUUCCGAUACCGAAGUUGUUGUACGCCUUCGGUGUCUGCCUCUGCAAAGAGCUACGUAUGAAGCAGCGCCGGACGCUCAUGUACUUCCUGCGCGUAGCGCUCUCUAGAGAAUUGGAAUCGCGUGAGCGGUUGCUAACGUACAACACGAUCGACGACGUGGUCAAUCUGAUCAAAGCGUCAAAACGAAUCCUCAUACUGACUGGCGCUGGGAUAAGUGUCUCCUGUGGUAUUCCGGACUUCCGGUCGAGAAACGGGCUGUACGCCUCCCUACAGGAGAACGGUGAAUACGACCUCGACGAUCCGCAACAGAUGUUUGACAUCCAGUACUUCCGCGAGAACCCAGCUGUAUUCUAUUCAUUUGCGAGUAAAAUAUACCCCUCGAACUUUAUACCCUCUCCCUGUCACCGAUUCAUCAAGCUGAUAGAAGACAACGGCAAGCUGCUGCGUAACUACACACAAAAUAUAGACACACUGGAAACGCUGGCUGGCGUCCAGCGCGUCGUCCAGUGCCACGGCUCCUUCGCCACCGCCUCUUGCAUCAACUGCAAAGUGCGCGUUCCGGGAAGUGAGAUUGCGGACGACAUCAUGAAUCAGCGCGUGCCCGUCUGCAAAGUCUGCAACGUCCCGCAGCCGCCAUUGGGCGCGACGAAGGGCAAGAAGAAGGGCAAGAAACGGAAAGACGGGUGGGAUAGCGAUGCUUCCGACGAGCCGGAGCCUCCGCUAUACCCACCCGGGAUCAUGAAGCCUGAUAUAACAUUCUUUGGGGAGAAACUGGACGAUGUAUUCGACCGAUCGUUGUUGGAGGACCGGGGAAAAGUCGACCUGCUCAUCAUCAUCGGCACGUCGCUCAAAGUGUCACCUGUUUCUGAUACAAUCUCCCACUUGCCGCACUCCGUACCACAAAUCCUUAUCAACAAGACGCCUGUAAGACACAUUAACCCAGAUGUGGUCCUACUCGGGAACGCCGACGACAUCAUCCUCCAUCUCUGUCAGAAAUUAGGCUGGGAUCUCCCGGAACCACCCCUUCCGACUACCUCGACGCAUGGUGGCAGCAAUAGUGGCAGCAAUAGCAGGCUCAAUGCCCCAACGCCGAAUUUGAGGAAACGGCCUUCAGCGGAAUUCGAGAAAGAGCCUCGUCGGGUUGGCAAUAGUCAUGUAUGGCUAUUUGAGGGUGCGGAAGGCGGUAAAUGGGUCGAGGAGAUCGAGCGCAAGUAUCAGCAAACAGCCUCCGAGAGCACGUCUGCGGCGCCUACUCCGCUGUCGAGCCCACCAGCGUCCGAGGUCGGGGACACCCGUCAAAUGAAGAAAGCCAGGGUCCACUGAAAACCGACGAAUAGGGCGAGGUCUCCGAAUUUUGAUCACCACCGCCGGAGACGCAGCCGGAACGCGUUCUUCGACUGGGGCGACUUCGCGUCCAAAUAGUCCUCAUAGAAGCCGACGAUGAAUUCUUCCGCCUUGAAUCCGAAGCGGUUGUAUAAAAGCUGUCCAGGACUGCGAGUCAGAUAUUGCGCACAAGACUCAAGCGUAAAUUGAGGAUAUGAGGCACGAACCAUUGCUGGGUUGUUGAUAGAGACGUGCAGGGUGAUAUCUUUAUGUGGAUUUAAACUAAUGAGGUGGUAGAGCAUAGAAGUCGCGAUCUGGGAAUUGUCCCAACCAGAGCGAACUGCCAGGUAUGUGAUAUACGUCUCCUGUGGCGAGCUGAGAAACGCAGCCCCAACGAUGAGUUGCUUGUACAUCGCUACAAUGGUACACUUCUCUGGCGUAUAGUCCAGGCUGUCGGUCACAUCGAUGCCUUCCCAGAACACUCUUCCCAACAGAUCAUGAACCUGGUCAAGGUGGCAGCGCUGUAGAGUGCUGUAUACCACGGGAGCUACGCUCUCUGCCGCUUGCUCUCGCUCGGGAUGUGCAAGACUGUAAUGCUCUCGUAUAUCAGUCAUAAGUUCCAUCCAUGGUGUGCGGGUCUCCCAGUCGACGGCAAUGGCGUUGAUUUGGUGGUCGAGAUUGAACCCUUGCAGUCGAGAAAGGAACGAGCUUUCAUAAGGAGUGCUCCGAAUCGCGUAGAGCGCAUCGAGAACUUCAGGAUUGACCGUUGAAAUCGUGCGUGACGAGCGCAAGGGUGUGAGUGACCCAGACGCCAUAUAUGAGGGGGUGCGCUCCAGAAUCACGCGGCGUAAGGGCCUCGACUGGGUUCUAGACUUGGCGUGCAUGAUGCAAGCAAGCACAGAGUCCGGCAUUUCCGCAUUGAUUGACUCGUGGAGCUGCACUGCCUUGGACCUUGGCAAAAAGUAGUAGAAAGUUGGCAAUGACGAGUUCUUCUCAUCGUCUUGUCCUUCCCGCUCAAAAAAGGCGCUUUCUGCCUGGAGUAGUCCCGGAAGUAGAAGUUCGAUGACCUCAUCGAAAGAAUCCCGCCUGUCUGCUUCGUUUGCCCAAUCUUGUGCAGUUUGCUCGUGCAAGGCUUGCAGAAGAGGGUCGAGUGACCACUGCGGUAGCGUCGAUUCCUCGACUUUGAUGGCUACUGCCUUUGCGCGUCUGGUCUGGAUGACUUUUCGUCGUUUGCUCUUGCGCGUCGCACGCGCGUCUCUGUACUCGUCAUCCUCAGAACUUUUCCACUCAGCGUCGGAUAUCAUGUUAAU
Dichomitus squalens LYAD-421 SS1 is the source of this 3117-nucleotide messenger RNA. Its product is annotated as SIR2-domain-containing protein. Gene Ontology annotation, molecular function: NAD+ binding. The coding region runs from base 62 to 1807 and encodes 581 amino acids. The transcript is spliced from 22 exons. The record is from RefSeq and is a predicted model, not a curated record. NCBI's taxonomy places the organism in Eukaryota, Fungi, Basidiomycota, Agaricomycetes, Polyporales, Polyporaceae.